AUGGACUCGGUUACGAAUUUUUUCUGGAAUGAUCCCUACAAUGCUGGCACUGCGGCUAAGUCAACGCCUGAGGGAAGGAAGGUACAAAGUGGCAUAGAGGGGAAAAGCCAGGCGAAAAAGGAUGGUUUAUCCGGUGGUUCUAAGACUGUUGAUCCUAUGCGUGAUAAUCUGCAGGCUUCUAGCAGCCAAACUGCCAAUGGCGGGGGUUUCCCCUCGACGUCGAAUAUACAAAAGAUGAUGACGGAUACCUUGAUAGAAAAGAUAAUCAAGAUGGCAUUGCCGCCAUCUUCUAAGACGGCCGUUAAUACGAUUCAUCAUCGUAUGGUUGCUGGUAAAGAGAGGCCUAAAUUGUCUGUGCAAAUCACAAGUAGGAAUUUCAUACAAAUGAACUCAAGAUUAGGGGUACCAUUCAUGCUUAUGGAUGAGCUUAUAAAGAUUCUGAAUUGGACUAACCCAGCGUACACAGUAUCUAUCAUGUUCUUUUACACUUUUAUUGUCUCGAAACCUUUCCAAAUGCUUUCGUCCAUUCCUAUUUUCUAUCUAUUGUUCGGCGUGAUGGUCCCGCAGUACCUUUAUGUUCAUAAACCAAACCCGACACCGUUUCUAGAUAAUAAUCAAACACCCGCACAGGGCCCACCUUUGCGGAAACCUGAGGUUCCUAAGCCAGUUCCUGAAUUAAGUCAGGAAUUUGUUCUGAAUCUCACGGAUUUACAAAACCAUAUGCUGCUAUAUGUUAAAUUCUAUGACUUUACGUUAUUCUUCCUACAGAAGUUUGCUUUCUUCACCAAUGAGGCAAUCUCGUCGUUUUAUUUUGUUGUAUUACUAAUAUUAGCAACGUUAAACUUUCUGUACAUGGAUAAGUUUAUCAUGCUUAUCCCGAUUAAACCUGCUUUAAUACUUUUUGGGUUGUGUUUUUUCAUUGCCUCACACCCAUCCAAUCGGGAGUAUUUGUUAACUAAACUGAAUUCAGAGGAGACAAGAUUGAAAACGUUGACUAUAACCACUAAUCUGGAAUCUAAGAUCCUGCAGCAUUUGAAGCUCAUUGAGGCCAGGGAACACCGAUUGGUCAUAAUCUUUGAGAUCCAAAAGUACCUUCCUGAAGACAAAGAGUGGCGCUCGAUUGGCUUUUCCGAUGACGACUACUCUCUUUUCUCUAAUUUGAGGAUAUAUGAAAUGCCUGUCGAGGAAUAUUCAGUGAAGUCACUGGAGGAGAUAAAGCCGCCCAAAGAUUGGGAAUGGGACAGGAAUUCUCAUUGGGUGCUUGAUUUGGAUCCCAAGGAAUGGGUGGAAGACGAAUUCAUUCAGUACGUAGAGAUAGAUUCGGAAACAAAAUGGGUCUACGACCUGAAUCUUGAUGGGCAAAGGGGUUCAUAUAGAAGAAGAAUGUGGACCAGUAGCUGUGUUAGGAAAACACUGGAUUCUGACAUCUCUACAGGUCUCUGCGAAGAAGAAGUGAUUAAUCCUUUGAGAGAAGAAACAUAUAGGCAGGGCGUUCAUGGUGUGACGAAGGGUUCGAUGAGUGGCGGUUUAAUCCAUGCCAGUGAUGACGAUUAUGACGAAAAUUCAGAUGACACAACUCCUAACCUGGGCCAUGCCGAUGCUGAUGCAUCGUACCCAUCGAUUGAAGAGCUUACAGACACCCUUAAUGCAACUAUAUAG
Molecule: messenger RNA, 1659 nt
Organism: Saccharomyces kudriavzevii IFO 1802
Lineage: Eukaryota; Fungi; Ascomycota; Saccharomycetes; Saccharomycetales; Saccharomycetaceae
Gene: PEX29
Product: Pex29p
Exons: 1
Coding region: 1-1659 (552 amino acids)
Biological process (GO): peroxisome organization
Cellular component (GO): peroxisomal membrane
Source: RefSeq, a predicted model, not a curated record